Molecule: messenger RNA, 3164 nt
Organism: Colossoma macropomum (tambaqui)
Lineage: Eukaryota; Metazoa; Chordata; Actinopteri; Characiformes; Serrasalmidae
Gene: gen1
Product: flap endonuclease GEN homolog 1
Exons: 14
Coding region: 256-2931 (891 amino acids)
Molecular function (GO): 5'-flap endonuclease activity; four-way junction DNA binding
Source: RefSeq, a predicted model, not a curated record
UCGUUGGGAAACGUUAAACCAGUUUAGCUAUUGUUAGCAAGUUGAGUUCGCGUGAGCUUAUUCUUUAAUUGUAAUGUAGUGGGGCGUGUGUGAAGCAUUCUGCAGAUGGUGUUAUAAACGUAACCUAAACUACAAUACAGCUAAACAGACAUUGCUUCGUUCGUUAUCUACAGUUAACUUAGUGCUUUUGUCAACACACCAGCAAAAUAUUGUUGGAUAUCUAUCUAGACGGGGUUACCUGUUUGCUGGUCAGUCAUGGGAGUGACUGAGCUGUGGUCAAUUCUGACUCCAGUGCGAGAGUCUGUGCCAUUGUACAGUCUAACAGGAAAAACUUUGGCUGUGGAUCUGAGUCUUUGGAUCUGCGAAGCCCAACAUGUCCAAGCCAUGUUGGGCAAAGUCACAAAACCUCAUUUGCGCAAUUUGUUUUUCCGCACGUCUUCUCUUCUUCGAAUGGGUGUGAAGCUUGUGUUUGUUAUGGAGGGAGAAGCUCCCAAGAUCAAAGCAGAAACUAUGAGCAAGAGGACAGAGAUGGUGUUCUAUAGUCGCAAAACCAAGAGUUACCCUAAACCGGCUUUGGACAAAAACACAGGCAGGGGGCGCUUUAAGGCUGUCCUUAGAGAGUGUGCUGAGAUGUUAGACUGUCUGGGUGUACCGUGGGUAGCUGCAGUGGGCGAAGCAGAGGCAAUGUGUGCUUUCUUGGAUGCACAGGGCUUGGUGGAUGGCUGCAUCACUAGUGAUGGAGAUGCAUUCCUGUAUGGAGCUCAAACUGUUUACAGGAACUUCAACAUGAGCACAAAGGACCCUCAGAUAGACUGCUAUAAAAUGUCUAGAGUGGAGAAUGAGCUGCACCUGAAGCGUGAGACACUUGUGGGCUUGGCUGUGCUCCUUGGCUGCGAUUACAUUCCUAAGGGCGUUGCAGGUGUUGGGAAAGAGCAAACUCUGAAGUUGAUACAGAAUCUGAAUGGACAAACUCUUCUUCAAAAGUUCAUUGAGUGGAAGAGAGAUGGCUCAGAGACUCUGGAGGUUGCUGUGAAGAAGGUCAGCCACUGUCUGGUGUGUCGUCACCCUGGUUCUGCUAAAUCUCAUGAGCGUAGUGGCUGUGUGUUCUGUGACAGUAAGCAGUUCUGCCACCCUCAAGACUAUGACUCCCAGUGUCCAUGUGAUUGGCACUGCACUGAGCAUGCUCGCCAGGUCUCCUCUAUUGAAAGUAACAUUAAAAAGAAAACGCUUGCAUGUGACAAGUUCCCUUUCUCAGAGAUCAUCAGUGAAUUUUUGGUUCCAAAGGACAAAGCUGUUCAUAGUUUUAAGUGGAGGAAACCCAACCUUCUCCUCAUGCAGAAGUUUGCUCUGGACAAGAUGGAGUGGCCUAAACACUACACCAGUGAGAAGGUCCUUGCAUUGAUGACUUACACUGAACUUAUGAACAAAAGACAAGGAACAGAAAUUUCAGAGCAGAUACAGCCCAUUCGAAUAUACAAGCGCCGCAUAAGAAAUGGCAUCUCCUGCUUUGAAGUUCUGUGGAGGAAACCAGAUCAUUAUGUAUUUCCUGAAGACAGUUCUCAACAGGAGCCAGAUGUUGUGAGGACAGUGGAAGAGGAGAACUUGUUCUCUAUUGCAUUCCCACACAUCGUUCAGCUUUUCCACAAGGAAACAGCAGAGGCCAAAGACAACAAAUCAAAGAGAAAGAAAGCACCAAGGGCACAAAAGGAGAAGCUGGCAGAUUCCCCUGAAGUAGUCUUUGAUCUCUUUGCUCAGAUGUCUCUGCAGACAUCUACAGAAUCUGAAGCCUCAGCAUCUUCAGAGAUGGUCUUACCCAGCAUAAUGACUCUAGAAUCCACAACCGACCAGUGCUCCACUGCUACACUUGAUGCACCACAGCCCUUUCAAGAGCCCGCAAAUCAACAGGAGAUCCAGCCAGAGGUUCUCUCUUCCCCCUGUGAUACAGGCACAUAUUCUCAGGCCCAAAGCUCCCCUUCUGUAUCUGGUGUGCUUGAUGAGCUGCACUUGAGCAAUAUUGACUGGGAUGCUUCAUCUUUCACUGCCUCCCCAUCUCCUCAGCCUCAGUGCUGUGUGGCUGAUCUAAGACUAGUGAGAAAAUCGGAUGAUGGAGCCAAAACAGCAGACUCUGGCUCAGCUACUGCUCUUGGGCCAGAAGAUGGAGGAUCAGCAGUUCCACAGGUUGAUGGUCUCUCUGAAUUUCCACUGAGGGAGAGGGUCAUUAUGAUGAACAUAAUAAAGUCUGCUGACUCUUUGAAUGAAGGAGAACGCUCAACCAAGACCAAAGUUCACAAUAUUGAUUUUGACAUGAAGAAUGCUGACUUAGCUAACACUUUCCACCCAUCUUGCAAAUUACUAUCUACGAAUCACGACGUUCUUCUCUGCUCACAGAGUCAAAAAUCAGAGCCUAGUAUACUUAACCCCUGUGCGCCAGCUUCAAAGGAAAAAAACGUCUCCACAAAAGCACAGCAGCCCAAAGAGUGCCUCCCUCAAGUGCGACCAAAAUACACAUUUGCUAAACCGAAAGACUCUUUAAUCUCUUCAGUACUGCCUCAGAGAAGUUACUCUGACUUCAGCUAUAAGAGAUCACCUAGUGGCACUGCCCAGAUAAACCAACAGAGUUUGUCUAAAAGAAAUGUUUGUAUUAACCAGGGUUCUUCCAGUGAAGACAGUGAUGCAGAGAAUCACCCUGGAAAAGAUCAAAUGAAAAGCAAAGUCAAAGCCAAGGCCAGGUGCGAACCACUUAUCGCUCAAAAAACUGUUCUAGCCCCUCACCUGACUAAACCGGACAGACUCAGUACGUUUCCCAUAGAAGAGCAGCUAAAUAUGGUACACCCCAAUCAGGCUUCAGACUCUGAGGAAGGUAAUUCCAAUGAUUUGAUGGAUAGCCCUCGGCCACUAGCAGAGAGGUUAAAACUUAAAUUUAUUAAGUAAAAAAUGUGCAUUUUCUGUAAUUGUUAAGCCCAGAGCACACUGACCCAAAACCAUGUUACAAACCCAAACAUCGAGUUGGUGUGUCAUACCUGUGUGAGAUUGGGAAUCAGAAUGUUUUGCAUUCACUCUGGUUCAUUUGUGUUCUCAGUUCCUCUUCUGGAACAGUAUAAAGCCAAAUACCAGCAACAGAAUAUUGGUGUGUGUUGGGUUAGUGUCCCAUGAUAUUUAGUGAA